Molecule: messenger RNA, 1007 nt
Organism: Suricata suricatta (meerkat)
Lineage: Eukaryota; Metazoa; Chordata; Mammalia; Carnivora; Herpestidae
Exons: 2
Coding region: 116-739 (207 amino acids)
Source: RefSeq, a predicted model, not a curated record
GAGACAGCACGUUCUCUUCCACAGUGGCUCUGCUGUCAGGGGCACCAUCGUGUCAGGGCCCUGCCCUCCGUCCUCUGCCCCUAACCUGGAGGUGGCCAGUCUCCGGACCACAGACAUGCAGAACCCUCCUGUCUUCUGCACCCCACCCCUGCUGACCCGUCUACUGCUCCACACUCACAGGCCCGGACACGCAGGACGCCGAGGGUGGUGGGACGCCGAGGACAGCAGGACGCUGAGGACAGAGCCAGCUGUUCUGGAGACUGCCGUCUGCAGGAUGGACAUGCCGCCCAUGCUCUACAGGGAAGGGUCCCUGAGGCCACGGCCAGGCCCCUCAUGGGGCACCCUGCACCCUGAGAGCCGUGGAGACAAGGCUGGAUCACAGCUGCCCGGGCCUGGGAGAGCACCGGGGUCCCAGCGAGAAAGCCAGGCCUCAGGGGGCUGCUUGGAAGCACGUGCUCAGCUGCUCCUGCAGAAAGAGGCUACCCGUCCACCGGUCUCAUUCUGGUCACAUCCGGGGCUGCCUGCUGUCGGGGUGCAGCUGCAGGCCGGAGAGUGGCCCAGCCGUGGCUGCAGCAGCAGAGUACCCGACCCUGCACCCAGCCUCACACGGGCCCCUUUGUUGUACUGUGGUCUGGGCACCCCGGGUUCCCGGGGGCUGACAAGAAUGCUAGGAAACUCUGAGAGGAUAGGCUGUCCCAGGGGUCCUGCAGCUGAAAUUCAAAGUCCCAGACCCGAGUGACCUGUGCUCAGGAGAGCCUGGGAGGGGCUCUACCCUCCUGCCCUGGAAUGUACCCCUCACUGGACAAGGCGCAGCAGGAUGGCCUGGAGAGCUGGGACUUGUACGUGACCACCGCCCUCAGUGUCCACGGCACACAGAUGCAGCAAGGGCUCACAGGAGGUAAGGGAUGUGCACGCUUACUCUGUCAGCCCUGGAUGGUCUGUUUACCGUGGGCCCUGGACACCCACUUUCCCAGGGGACACUGUGGCCUGGACUGGAGACAGGUUAA